This is a messenger RNA of Astyanax mexicanus (Mexican tetra), 3448 nucleotides long. Its product is annotated as contactin-4. Gene Ontology annotation, biological process: axon guidance; cell-cell adhesion. Gene Ontology annotation, cellular component: axon; plasma membrane. NCBI's taxonomy places the organism in Eukaryota, Metazoa, Chordata, Actinopteri, Characiformes, Acestrorhamphidae. Bases 310 to 3387 code for a protein of 1025 amino acids. The transcript is spliced from 23 exons. The record is from RefSeq and is a predicted model, not a curated record. Gene Ontology annotation, molecular function: protein binding.
CGAGGCAUCAGUUCGGUCAUCCCUCCAUCCCUCCCUCCGCUCCAGCAGCACAGCGCCCCCUGCGGCCACACAGCUCCUCUCUCUCUCUCUCUCUCUCUCCUCCUGCAUCUCUCCAUCCCUCCCUCCGCUCCUCCUCUCCCUCCCUCCCUCAGAGCACAGCGCGAGCUCAGAGCGCGAGCCGCCGUCCUCCCACCUGCAGCUAAAGUUAUCGAGAGCAGAAGGACUCCAGCGUGAGAACUGCGACAGCACGGCCGGCGCUCCAGCGGUUGGAUGGGAAUAAAGCUGAAAUUGUGACCUUGAAAGACGAAGAUGUUGUUGCCAUGGGAACUCUUAAUCCUACUGUCACUCAAGUGCUACCUCGCAGAGAGAAUAAUUCGGCACGGUCCCGUCUUCACCCAGGAGCCCAGCGACAGCGUCUUCCCCCUCAGAGCCGACGACAACAAGAUCUUCAUCAACUGCAAAGCUAAAGGAAACCCCGUCCCACACUACAGGUGGAAGUUUAACGGGAGAGAUCUCACCCUCGACUCGGAUCUAAACUACAGUCUGGUUGAAGGAAACCUUUUGAUCAAUAACCCUCAGGCCCUGAAACACGGAGGAGUUUAUCAGUGUAUCGCCUCCAAUACCUUCGGAUCCAUCCUGAGCCGCGAGGCGACGGUGCAGUUCGCCUAUUUGCAGAAUUUCAGCAGUAAGGCCAGGGGUCCGGUGUCGGUGAGAGAGGGUCAGGCCGUGGUGCUGCUCUGUGGUCCUCCACCACAUUUCGGAGAAAUCAGAUACUCGUGGAUCUAUAACGGUCGGCCGAGCGUCCUCAUCAGAGAUAACCGGCGCUUCGUGUCUCAGAGGACGGGGAAUCUGUACAUUGCGAAGGUGGAGGCGUCAGACGUGGGGAACUACACCUGCGUGGUGAAGAACAUGAUGACCAACGCCACGGUGUUCAGCUCACCCACCCCGGUGGUGCUGCGGAGAGACGCUGUGAUGGGGGAGUACGAGCCGAAGAUCGAGGUCCAGUUUGAAGAGAUGCUCCACGUGGCGAAAGGAUCAUCGGUCAGGCUGGAGUGCUUCGCUUUAGGAAAUCCAGUGCCAGCCAUAUCUUGGAGAAGAGCAGAUGGAAGCCCUUUUCCCGGAAAGAUGAAAAUCAAUCAUUCUAACGGGGUUCUGGAGAUCCCGUAUUUCCGGCCGGAGGACGCCGGCGUUUACGAGUGCGUGGCGGAGAAUUCCCGAGGACGCAGCGUCUCUAAAGGACAUCUCAUUUUCUACGACGUGGAGCACCUACACUGGGCUCAGAUGCUGCGAGACGCCUACACCGCCAUCGAGGACGAUCUCCACUGGGACUGCAGAGCUAACGGUAAACCCCCACCUGUCUACAGGUGGUUAAAGAACGGACACACCCUGGAGUCUCAGGGCAGGAUUAACGUUGAUGGUGGAAAGUUAAGGAUCUCUAAAGUCAGCCUGGAGGAUUCUGGGAUGUAUCAGUGUCUGGCGAAGAACGAGCACAGUGUCAUCUACGCCAGCGCCGAACUCAAAGUCGUAGCCUCUCCUCCAGACUUCUCCCGCAGUCCGCUGAAGAAAUCCACGCUGGUGCAGCGAGGCGGUGAGGUCAUCAUCGAGUGCCGACCCCACGCCUCCCCCAGAGCCUCCUUCACCUGGAGGAGAGGAGGAGAGAUCCUGAGAGACAGCGACAGAUGGACGGUUCUGGAGGACGGGACUCUCCGGAUCACUAACGUGAGCGAGGGGGACGCCGGCAGGUACACCUGCGUGGCCCGGAACCCAUUCGGCACGGCGAGCAGCUCGGGAACGCUGGUGGUUAAAGAGCCCACUAAGAUCACGGUUCCUCCGCUGAGUAUGGACGCCACGGUGGGCGAGAGCAUCGUCCUGCCGUGUGAGGUCUCCAGAGACUCCGGCGUAGAUCCCACCUUCAAAUGGUUCUUCAACGGGAAACUCAUCGACUUCAGCCGACACGAGCACUUCGAGAUGAUCGGAGGGGGAUCAUCUGGAGACCUGAUGGUCCGAAACAUCCAGCUGAAGCACUCUGGGAAGUACGUCUGCAUGGUGCACACGGCGGUGGACAGUGUGUCGGCGGCGGCGGAUCUGAUCGUCAGAGGACCCCCUGGUGCCCCAGAGGGGGUGGUGGUGCGGGACGUCACGGACAGGACGGCUCAGAUCUCCUGGGGUCCCGGCUCCGACAACCACAGUCCUGUUACCCUCUACAUCCUGCAGACCCGCACCGCCUUCUCCAUCGGCUGGCAGGCUGUCACUACAGUUCCUGAUUCUGUGCCUGGACAGAUGACGCACUCCACCGCAGUGGGACUGAACCCCUGGGUGGAGUAUGAGUUUAGGGUGGUGGCGGUUAACGCUGUCGGGGUGGGGGAACCCAGCGCCCCGUCCCAACCCGUUCGAACCCGGCCAGCAGCUCCUGAAGUGGCUCCAGCCAAUGUGAGCGGAGGAGGAGGAAGCCGGGGUGAGCUGGUGAUCGUGUGGGAGCCGGUUCCUGAGGAGCUCCAGAACGGUGGGGAGUUUGGAUAUGUGGUGGCGUUCCGGCUGCUCGGUUCUCCGGUGUGGAUCCAGAGCGUGGUUCCGUCGGUGGACGCGUCGCGUUACGUGUUUAAAAACGACAGUAUUCCUCCUCUCUCGCGGUUUGAGGUGAAGGUGGGCGUGUACAACAGUAUGGGGGAGGGACCCUUCAGCCCAGAGGUCAUCGUCUACUCAGCAGAAGAAGAGCCGUCUGUAGCUCCUGCUGGAGUUUGGGGGAGCAGUCUGUCCUCCUCGGAGGUGGAGGUGUUCUGGGAGGCCGUCCCGCCGGGUCUCAGCCGAGCUCGGAUCACCGGAUACGAGGUGCGGUGGUGGGAGGAGGGAUCUCUGGAGGUGGAUGGAGGGAGGCAGCAGGUCAGCAGCAGCUCCGCCCGAAUCACCGGUCUGAAGGGGAGCACCCGGUACCGGGUCACCGUCCGAGCCACCAACAGCGGCGGAGCCGGACCCGCCAGCGCCCCCGUCAACAUCACCACCAAGAAACCUCCUCCGAGUCAGCCUCCGGGAAACAUCGAGUGGAAUCUGACCGACUCUAAGGUGUUUUUAAACUGGGAGCAGGUGAAGGCGAUGGAGAAUGAGUCUGAAGUAACUGGUUAUAAGGUGGUGUACCGUCAGAAUUGGCGUAGAAGGAUGAAUGUGGUCGAGACCAACAGAACCUCAGUGGAGCUCCAUAUUCCAUCAGGAGAAGAUCUGCUGAUCCAGAUUAAAGCCUCGAGUGACGGAGGAGACGGAAGCUACAGCAGCCCCAUCCGUAUACCAAAGAUGUCCAGUCUGAACUCCAGAGGAUUCUUCAGUUCUGCUGCCAGUAAAAUGGUUCAGAUCCACGGAGCCGCGGUUCUGGUGCUGGUUUGGCUGCUUUUGUAGAACUUUUGCCUUUUUAUUCUCACACAACUGAGACUCGAAUAACAAACAAACAAACAAACAA